AGGAGAAGGUCGCGCCUGGAGGAAGUGGCGGCUUUAAGUCUCGUGGCCGCAGCGCCGUUGCUACUUCUCUGAAGCUCCACUCGGCCGCUUGCCGAGACACCCCGCCGCCAAGAUGCCUCGAAUUAUGAUUAAGGGGGGCGUCUGGAGGAAUACUGAGGAUGAAAUUCUGAAAGCAGCGGUAAUGAAAUAUGGGAAAAACCAAUGGUCUAGGAUUGCCUCACUUCUGCAUAGAAAAUCAGCAAAGCAGUGCAAAGCCAGAUGGUAUGAGUGGCUGGAUCCAAGCAUUAAGAAAACAGAAUGGUCCAGAGAAGAAGAGGAAAAACUCUUGCACUUGGCCAAGUUGAUGCCAACUCAGUGGAGGACUAUCGCUCCAAUCAUUGGAAGAACAGCUGCCCAGUGCUUGGAACACUAUGAAUUUCUUCUGGAUAAAGCGGCCCAAAGAGACAAUGAAGAGGAAACAACAGAUGAUCCACGAAAACUUAAACCUGGAGAAAUAGAUCCAAAUCCUGAAACAAAACCAGCACGGCCUGAUCCAAUUGAUAUGGACGAGGAUGAACUUGAGAUGCUUUCUGAAGCUAGAGCCCGCCUGGCUAAUACUCAGGGAAAGAAGGCCAAGAGGAAAGCGAGAGAGAAACAGUUGGAAGAAGCAAGGCGUCUUGCUGCCCUCCAGAAGAGAAGAGAACUUCGAGCAGCUGGCAUAGAAAUUCAGAAGAAGAGAAAAAAGAAAAGAGGAGUUGAUUAUAAUGCUGAAAUCCCAUUUGAAAAAAAGCCUGCUCUUGGUUUCUAUGAUACUUCUGAGGAAAACUACCAGGCUCUUGAUGCAGAUUUCAGGAAGUUAAGACAACAAGAUCUUGAUGGCGAGCUAAGAUCUGAAAAAGAAGGAAGAGACAGAAAAAAAGAUAAGCAGCAUUUGAAAAGGAAAAAAGAAUCUGAUUUACCAUCAGCUAUUCUUCAAACAAGUGGAGUUUCUGAAUUUACUAAAAAGAGAAGCAAACUAGUACUCCCUGCCCCUCAGAUUUCAGAUGCAGAACUCCAGGAAGUUGUGAAAGUAGGCCAAGCAAGUGAAAUUGCACGUCAAACAGCUGAGGAAUCUGGCAUUACAAACUCUGCUUCCAGUACCCUUUUGUCUGAGUACAAUGUCACCAACAACAGCAUUGCCCUUAGAACACCACGAACGCCAGCUUCACAGGACAGAAUUCUGCAGGAAGCCCAGAACCUCAUGGCCCUGACCAAUGUGGAUACCCCAUUAAAAGGUGGACUUAACACACCUUUGCACGAGAGUGAUUUCUCAGGUGUGACUCCACAGCGACAGGUUGUACAGACUCCAAACACAGUUCUUUCUACCCCAUUCAGGACUCCCUCUCAUGGAUCUGAAGGGCUGACUCCCCGGAGUGGAACAACUCCCAAACCAGUUGUUAACUCCACCCCGGGUAGAACUCCUCUUCGAGACAAGUUAAACAUUAAUCCUGAGGAUGGAAUGGCAGAUUACAGUGAUCCCUCUUAUGUGAAGCAGAUGGAAAGAGAGUCUCGUGAACACCUCCGUUUAGGGUUGAUGGGUCUUCCUGCCCCUAAGAAUGACUUUGAAAUUGUUCUACCAGAAAAUGCUGAGAAGGAGUUGGAAGACCGUGAAAUAGAUGAUACAUACAUUGAAGAUGCUGCUGAUGUGGAUGCACGAAAGCAGGCCAUACGAGAUGCAGAGCGUGUAAAGGAAAUGAAGAGAAUGCACAAAGCUGUCCAAAAAGAUCUUCCAAGACCAUCAGAAGUUAAUGAAACUAUUCUAAGACCCUUAAAUGUAGAACCACCGUUAACAGAUUUACAGAAAAGUGAAGAACUAAUAAAAAAAGAAAUGAUCACAAUGCUUCAUUAUGACCUUCUACAUCACCCUUAUGAACCAUCUGGAAAUAAAAAAGGAAAAACUGUAGGAUUUGCUACCAAUAAUUCAGAGCACAUUGCCUAUCUGGAACAUAACCCUUAUGAAAAGUUUGCUAAAGAAGAGCUGAAGAAGGCCCAAGAUGUUCUGGCACAGGAGAUGGAAGUGGUAAAACAAGGUAUGAGCCAUGGAGAACUCUCAAGUGAAGCUUAUAACCAGGUGUGGGAGGAAUGCUACAGUCAAGUUUUGUAUCUCCCUGGGCAGAGCCGCUAUACACGGGCCAACCUAGCAAGCAAAAAGGACAGAAUUGAGUCACUUGAGAAGAGGCUUGAGAUAAACAGGGGUCACAUGACAACAGAAGCCAAGAGAGCUGCAAAGAUGGAAAAGAAGAUGAAGAUUUUGCUCGGGGGUUACCAAUCUCGUGCUAUGGGGCUCAUGAAGCAGUUGAACGACUUAUGGGACCAGAUUGAGCAGGCCUACUUAGAGUUACGCACCUUCGAAGAACUUAAGAAGCAUGAGGACUCUGCAAUUCCCAGGAGGCUAGAGUGUCUAAAAGAAGAUGUUCAGCGACAACAGGAAAGAGAGAAGGAACUUCAGCAAAGAUAUGCUGAUUUGCUGAUGGAGAAAGAAUCUUUAAAUUCUAAAAUAUGAAGCACAGUGUAUAUUCUGUCACAAGAUAAUUAAUUUCUGGUUUUCAUACUCUGGAAGGCUGAAACUGAUGUUUAUCUUCAUUGACAAAUUUGCCCAUAAUCUGUGGUUUUUUGGUUGUUUAUUUUAAACGAUAUCGAUCUAACACAUUCUAUGUAUAAAGACUUUAACUCCACAAGACAUUUUAGGGUUUAAAUUAUUAUGACAAUCAUUCUUUUAGCAGUGUCAUAUUUGCAGAUUUUUUUAAAGUUUCGGCCUUUAUCUUAAAAGCUUGAUUUUAAAGUGCUGCCUGUGAGUAUACUCUUGAAUAAAAACAAAAUAAAAAAAUUGAGGAUGUA
Molecule: messenger RNA, 2856 nt
Organism: Miniopterus natalensis
Lineage: Eukaryota; Metazoa; Chordata; Mammalia; Chiroptera; Miniopteridae
Source: RefSeq, a predicted model, not a curated record